CUGCUUGACGAACGGAAUGGGAAAAAAGCGUAGGCUGCUGCAAAGUGGAGCCCACGCACGCAGCUCGUGAAGGCAGGAGAGAAGCCCCGUUCAUUAGUAGCGGACGGUGGCACAAGGAAUAUGAAUUGCUGUGUAUAACCCAAGGAAUCUCCUCUGCUGCCAUGUUGGCAGUGAACUACAUUUAACGAACUACAAUUCCCAUAAAUCUACGUUUUUUUGAGUCACGGCUGCGAUUGGAUGAUUAAGAGCAUCUUGUUAAUACCCUAUGACGACAUUUUCAAGCACCCCCGUUACUAAGGAAGCCAAGGGUCUUCAAGACAGGGUCCACAUGCCAUGGCGGUGACCAUACUGGGAGUCGGAGAAGGGGUCUUCAUCCUCGCCCUUGUGUGGAUCCUCACUCUGCUCUUCGGGGUUCUUCUGUCCAGGGCAUCUGGGCCGGCCAAGUUCUCCAUCGUGCCGCUGUUUUUCUUGGCUCUCAUCAUCACUCUGGUGCUGGUGUUCUUCCCACGGAGCUCCGAGGUGCCCUCCCCUGUCCGAGAGGUCGAGAUAGUGGACAACUUCUUCAUCGGCCGCUACGUGCUUCUGUCCCUGGUGAGCGCUGUGUUCCUUGCAGCCGUCUUCAUGCUCCUGCCAGUUCACUUCCUGGAGCCCGUCUACGCCAGAGCACUCAGGAUGAAUUAGAGGUCGCGGGACAUGUGCCGAGCCAUGUGUCAUUCCCUGCCGGUGGCACCAUACGAGGAGACACCAUGGUAUCAGGAGUCACAUUAAAAGCGAGAUUAACCUCGUGGUCUUCACUGCGUUUCGAAGAAUUGCCCGUGACCCAGCCUGAACUUUUAAUGUCCCACAUUUUUUUGGGCUUUACUAUUAAGAGGUAUUAUCUUCAUCUUCGUUUAGUUUUUGUGGAAUCGCAAAGUGUGUGGCAAGUGUGUAGCAUCACACAAGUGUGUGGCCUUUGCAUGGCCUUGCCUGUGCAAACUCCUCCACAUUCAGUUAGAUGUGCUGUUUCAGCACAAAGGUAUAACCUGUACAUAUUUUUCCUUUUAUAAAACUGUUAUCCAGAUGGGAGUGAUUUGUAUUU
This is a messenger RNA of Scleropages formosus (Asian bonytongue), 1078 nucleotides long. RefSeq names its product transmembrane protein 218 (gene tmem218). The transcript has 5 exons. NCBI's taxonomy places the organism in Eukaryota, Metazoa, Chordata, Actinopteri, Osteoglossiformes, Osteoglossidae. The record is from RefSeq and is a predicted model, not a curated record. Bases 334 to 681 code for a protein of 115 amino acids.